Messenger RNA from Phlebotomus argentipes, 2017 nucleotides. Its product is annotated as apoptosis-inducing factor 3. The coding region runs from base 95 to 1930 and encodes 611 amino acids. The record is from RefSeq and is a predicted model, not a curated record. NCBI's taxonomy places the organism in Eukaryota, Metazoa, Arthropoda, Insecta, Diptera, Psychodidae. Gene Ontology annotation, molecular function: 2 iron, 2 sulfur cluster binding; oxidoreductase activity, acting on NAD(P)H; flavin adenine dinucleotide binding. Gene Ontology annotation, cellular component: cytoplasm. The transcript is spliced from 4 exons.
CGAGUGAAGGGGUGAAAAGGUGAAAAAUAGUGAAAGUGUGGCAUUGUUUGCUGGCGCCUUAUUGAUUGCCCAAGUGCUAUCUUCUCAAUUUGAAAUGAUAUCGAGGUGCCACCUGAGGAGUCUCCGCCGACAGCUCGCGUCGCUCGUGUCAGCGCGGACGGAAGUUGCCAUCGGACGCGGCAGAUCCGCCAGUUGGCUCACGAUGGGCUCCAUCAAUUGCAAAAACUUCUCCUCCACGAAAACAGCUGACGAAGAUAUUGAUUCUCCAGCGGAGCCUAAAUCCAAUCCCGCGAGUGUGUCAUCCAGCAUGGAUCGCGAUUUGGGUGUGGAUUACGUGGAGGGCGUUGUGUGCUCCGAGGAGGACAUCAAGGAGAAUGAGAUGAAGCAGUUUGACCUCACGGACGCUGGAAAAGUCCUCCUCGUGCGUCAGAACGGAAAGCUGUCAGCCUUGGGCACAAAGUGCACUCACUACGGUGCUCCUCUGGCCAGCGGAGCGCUCAGCAAUGGGCGCUUGCGAUGCCAGUGGCAUGGAGCGUGCUUCAAUCUCACCACCGGAGACAUUGAGGACUUCCCCGGCCUAGAUUCUCUGCCCUGCUAUCAAGUCUCUGUGGAGGCGGGACAGGUAAAAGUGCGCGCCAAGCGCACCGAACUGGAGACUAACAAGAGAGUGAAGGAGAUGGCAAAGAGGGAUCCCAACAAUGUCAAGACCUUCGUCAUUGUCGGUGCUGGUCCAUCGGGAGUCACGUGCGCGCAGACACUGCGCGAGGAGGGCUUCACGGGCAGGAUUGUGGUGAUCAGCAAGGAAACAGUCUUGCCGUACGAUCGCAUUAAAGUCAACAAGGCAAUGGAUUCAGAGCUUGAGAAGAUCCUACUGAGGAAGCAGGAGUUCUACGAUGACAACGACAUCGAAGUGAUGCUUGAUGUUGAGGCCACAAAGCUGGACACCAAGGAUCAGGCUGUCUCCUGCAGCAACGGUUACAUCAUCAAGUACGACAAAAUCUACGUCGCCACCGGCUCCAAGGCCAGGAAGCACAACUGUCCGGGAGCAGAUCUGCCCAAUGUCGUCACAAUUCGUGAUUAUGUAGACGCGCAGUACAUCGUUGGCAACAUUUCCAAGCAGAGCCACAUAGUCGUGCUGGGCGUGAGUUUCAUCGGCCUCGAGGCGGCUGCCUGGUGCGCCGGGAAGGUGGCCAGGGUGACUGUGGUGGGCAGAGGAUCUGUGCCGCUGGAGCCAGUGUUUGGCCGUGAGGUUGGCGCACGAAUAAUGCAGAUGUUCAGGGAAAAAGGUGUGCAAUUUGCCAUGAACAGUGGCAUUGAGAGAUGCCUGGAGGAGAAUGGAAAGCUCUGCUCAGUUCAACUCACCGAUGGCCAGAUAAUCCGGGCUGAUCUGUGCAUCAUGGGCGUGGGGUCGACGCUCUACACGGACUUCAUGAAGGGCUCAGGCGUGGAACUCAAUCCUGAUGGAUCUGUGGACACGGAUCUCUUCCUGGAGGCGAAUGUCCAAAAUGUCUAUGUCGGCGGCGACAUCGCCAAUGCCCCAGUGUACUCAAUCGGCCUGGAUCGCGCCACAAUUGGCCACUUUGGCCUGGCUCAGUAUCACGGCAGGAUUGCCGCGCUGAACAUGUCCGGGAAGAGGACUCAGCUCAAGGCUGUUCCCUACUUCUGGACCGUUCUCUUCGGCAAAUCCUUCCGCUACGCCGGACACGGCAGAGCUCAUGAAAUUCGCAUCAUCGGCAGCCUGCCUGACCUCAAAUUCAUCGCUUAUCACUUCGACGAGUCCGGCAAAGUGAUUGGCGUGUGCUCGUGCCAGCGAGAUCCCGUGGUGUCUCAGUUCGCGGAACUCCAAGCGCAGGGUAAGACGUUGCGAAAGGAGGACCUGGAGGAGGAUCCGCUCGCUUGGACAGCCACCGUCACGUGUCAGAAGAAGUAAUCACUCAUUCCUUUGUAAAUACAUUCACGUGGAAUUUAAGAGCAUCUACCAGGAAUUGUUAAUAAAUUAUUGCCAGUUUGUUCGUGA